AUGGGUGAAGUGGAUGGCAGUGAUGUUGAGUCGGCCCGAAAUCUCCGAGAGAAGCCAUUGCUGAUGAGAGUCAGCGGGAAACUCUAUGACAUCGCGUUGUUUGCGAGGAAGCAUCCGGGCGGGCAGAGGGUGCUGAAGCGACUGGCUGGCGAAGAUGUCGAUUUGUAUAUGACGGGUGCGAAGCGUAUUCUUGGCGUCAGGCACGAACAUUCAGCGGCCGCAUUCCGAAUGCUCGAGAAGUACUCGGUGGAGAGAUGCGUUGAGGUAUCUUCUCAACCCGUGGAUGAUGCAGCUGAGCUCAGACAUGCGCUAAACGAAUGCGCAUUCACUGGCUUCUUUUCGUGCAUGGACAGUUCUGUGUGCUCAUGCCACUCCAACUGA
This is a messenger RNA of Gongylonema pulchrum, 381 nucleotides long. NCBI's taxonomy places the organism in Eukaryota, Metazoa, Nematoda, Chromadorea, Rhabditida, Gongylonematidae. The record is from the annotation of a GenBank genome assembly.